Messenger RNA from Episyrphus balteatus (marmalade hoverfly), 2726 nucleotides. RefSeq names its product YY1-associated factor 2 (gene RYBP). Lineage: Eukaryota; Metazoa; Arthropoda; Insecta; Diptera; Syrphidae. The transcript has 3 exons. The record is from RefSeq and is a predicted model, not a curated record. Gene Ontology annotation, biological process: positive regulation of DNA-templated transcription. The coding region runs from base 373 to 852 and encodes 159 amino acids. Gene Ontology annotation, molecular function: transcription coregulator activity; DNA binding. Gene Ontology annotation, cellular component: nucleus.
CACAAUAAUCAAAAUAAUUCGAAAUCAGCCAUCAUCAUUCGAAAAUUCGAAUAUACGAAAAAAACAAACAUGGCUGUCCUUUUCUCCUUUCGCAAGCAAGUACACCAUCAGAGAAACGUCAGCUCAGCUUUGAUUAGCUUUUUUUUUUCUGAUUACCAACUCUCGGAAUUAUAAAGAAAGAAAAAAACCUCUUCUCGACUUCCAUCAAGAAAAAAAAAAAAAGUGAUUUUUCUAUUCGUUGUUUAUAUAAUUUCAUAUAAAUUUUUAUACAAAUACAAAUCCGAAUAAAGUGAAAUAAAACAAUAAACUUCGAAACAAUCGAAAAACCGAAUCCAUAAAAACAGAAAAAAAACACACAGAAAAAAAAUUAUAAUGGACCAUAAAAAAUCACCAGUGCGACGACAAAAAAGACAAUCGAAGGCGAUCGAAGACAAUUUUUGGGACUGCAGUGUUUGUACUUAUAAAAACACAGCUGAAGCAUUCAAAUGCCGAAUGUGUGACGUACGUAAAGUAUUAAACUCAUUCGGCCUUCUUGCAGGCACAUCAACACGGAAACCCCGUCUCAACUCAGCCCUCGUAGCUCAACAAGCUGCCACUCUACCUGGAGCCUCAGGUGCAAUGCCAAAUGGCACCAAACCAGCCUCCACAUCCAAAUCAUCUGGGCAUGAUAGAAAUAAAAAUAAAAAAUAUCCUGCCCGUUUGAAAAACGUCGAUCGUUCGACAGCACAAACACGUGAAGUAACUGUUAAUUCCGUCACUGUGUUCAUAACCGAAUACAAACCGAAGACAUUAGCUACUCGAAGAGAAUCGAGUGAACAAAGUUUCAGCGAAAGUAAUGAUUCCCGUAGUUAAAUAGAAAAAAAGAAAACAAAAAACUUCAACAUCAUACAACAGCAACCCGAUCAAUGUUGGAAAUAUAACAAUUUGAUUUUGAGGAUGAAUAAUAAUAAAUGAAAGGCCUGUAAGCAUUUAUAAAAAUUGGUAAAUAUAUAUAAAAUUAAGUUUCCUAUUUUAAUUUGUAAAAAAUACAUAUUUUAACAUUUUUUUUUUUUAAUACUGAAAUCACAUUUACUGAUGCGAAGAGAAUUUGACAAGAGUGCAAUCGAAUAUUAUUCAAUACUAUGUAAAAACUUAAAAUAGUAAGUCUAGACUGCCCAUUUAAUGUCGUUAAAAGGUUAUAAAUUAAAAUUCUUAAAAUUAAUUAAUUUUAUGUACAAAAUUCAUUCACAUUUUAUUUUGAGUUCUUAACAGUAGCUUGACUUGCUAGAUUUUAGAAACACCCUUUUUUUGUCAAAAUAGUUUUUUUUUUUUUAGUCAAAUUGAUCAUUUUUCUUUUAAAGAAUCGUCGUUUUAAGAAUAAUAAGGAUCGAAUUUAUUAGUGGAGAUUCGGUGUUCUGGGAUGACUUCUUGAAAGGCUUUGGGAAGCAAAUUCUUCGAAACGCUAGACUUAAGUUUUUAAUUUUUAUUCAAGUUCUAUAUUAUCAGAAUGAUUUAAAAAGAACAAAAUUGUGGAAACAUAUAAACAUUGUGGAUUUGGGCCUCAACCAACAAGCUUCUUAGCCAGCGUGUUUCACCUUAGACGAGGUUUACCCGUACAUUUCGUUGUUGAACAUUCUUCUCCAAUCAUCAAUGUUGACGGGACCAAAAAUCGCUCGAAGAAUUUUUCUAUUGUAACUAACCAAAAAGUUUUCAUUUACCUUCGUCAAAGUCCAUGCCUCUGCACCAUUUAGCAGGAAUGAUAAGAAUCUUGUCUUGUAGAGGGGCACUUUAGUUGCUCGAGAGAGUGCUUUGCUGAUCAAUUGCCUUUUUAAACCAAAAUAGCGGUUGGCAAGAGCAAUCCUUCGUAUUAUUUUAGCGCUAGUGUUGCUGUCUGUUUAAAUAGCAGAGCCUAAGUAGACGAAGUCCACCUUGAUUUUAUGGCUGCUCAUAGUGAAAAUUUGUCGAACACGUCGGUGCUGUUGAGUGUCAUUUUUGGGGACGUCACCAUAUGCUUGGUAUUGUCCUCAUUGAACUAUAAACGCUUCCACUUCGAGGCUUACAAAAGCGCCACUAACAUCACGCUGUAUUCUUACGAUUAUGGCAAUAUAAUGGGAAUAUGGAAGCAGUUGAACGUUUAUUUUGAAUAAAAAUGAAGCAACAAAAUCUUCUACUGAAUCAAAGCGUUUUGGAAAUAGUUUCGAAUUAUACUAGACCUUUUAUUAAUAAAGGCAAGGUUUUAUAAGAAAAAGAUAUAGACGUCUUUUUGCCUUUUCUUUUAAAGCUUCUUGGUAAACCGAAUAAAGUUUCCUCUAAGGACAUAGAAUUGAAAAUCUAAAGAUUUUCAUCCUCCAACUAACGCAACUUUCUAAACCGAAGUAACAGUAGUUUUCUAAAGUAAUUGGGCUCAAGGUCUCCAAUACCAUGUCAUUCCUGGAUCUGCCUAUUUCCUUUUUUGUGUAAGACACUAUUUAAAACAAAUUUUAUCAGCAGACUUUCAAAGGUAAAGGUUCCUUCCACAGGACUAUUUCGUAAACUUAGUCGUCCAGAUUUCGUAUCAACUGCUCAGGAGUAGAAAACUCGUUUUCAAUACUCUAAAUGCGGUUCAAUUCGUGCACCGUGAAAUGUAGGAAACGAACUACCAAACAAUUCUUACUUGCUUACAUACUAAAAAUUCGACGUGCAUUUAGGUCUAUAUUGAUUGAUAUCUCAAAAGACGAUAUUAAUUAUUUUCGUUUUCCUAAUUUUAA